GGAGAAGGGAAGGGGAAAUGGCGGAGGAGGAGAAGCUGCCCCCGGGGUGGGAGAAGAGGAUGAGCCGAAGCUCCGGCCGAGUUUACUACUUCAACCACCUGACCAACGCCAGCCAAUGGGAGCGGCCGCACGGCUCCGGCUCGGGAUCGGGAUUGGGAUCGGGAUCGGGAUCGGGCUCGGGGCGGUCGGAGCCGGGCAGGGUGCGGUGUUCCCACCUCCUGGUGAAGCACAACCAGUCCCGCCGGCCCUCGUCCUGGAGGCAGGACAAGAUCACCAGGUCCAAGGAGGAGGCCCUGGAGCUCGUCAAUGGACAGGAUCACCCCAUCCACAACCAGUCGAGCUGCCCCUCGUCCUGGAGGCAGGACAAGAUCACCAGGUCCAAGGAGGAGGCCCUGGAGCUCGUCAAUGGUUACAUCCAGAAAAUCAAAUCAGGGGAGGAGGAUUUCGAGUCUUUGGCCUCCCAGUUCAGCGACUGCAGCUCGGCCAAGGCCGGAGGGGAUUUGGGGGCCUUUGGCAGAGGGCAGAUGCAGAAGCCGUUCGAGGACGCGUCGUUCGCGCUGCGGGCGGGGCCGAUUUUGGGCUCGAUUCUAUCCCCAAACCUCCCUAAAAUUCCCAAUUUUGGGGGUUUUUUGGGGUCGAUUCCAUCCCAAAUCAUCCCCAAUCAUCCCCAAUCCUUCCCAAAUCCCUAAUUCCCUGUUUUUUUU
Molecule: messenger RNA, 704 nt
Organism: Myiozetetes cayanensis
Lineage: Eukaryota; Metazoa; Chordata; Aves; Passeriformes; Tyrannidae
Gene: PIN1
Product: peptidylprolyl cis/trans isomerase, NIMA-interacting 1
Exons: 6
Coding region: 18-689 (223 amino acids)
Cellular component (GO): nucleus; cytosol
Molecular function (GO): peptidyl-prolyl cis-trans isomerase activity; protein binding
Source: RefSeq, a predicted model, not a curated record